This is a messenger RNA of Zophobas morio, 498 nucleotides long. RefSeq lists its product as uncharacterized. Gene Ontology annotation, molecular function: calcium ion binding. Gene Ontology annotation, cellular component: myosin II complex. The record is from RefSeq and is a predicted model, not a curated record. The coding region runs from base 32 to 481 and encodes 149 amino acids. The transcript has 3 exons. NCBI's taxonomy places the organism in Eukaryota, Metazoa, Arthropoda, Insecta, Coleoptera, Tenebrionidae.
GUUGAUUUUUAAAAACUGAUUUUGGCUUCAAAUGUCUUCAGAGCUUACAGAAGAACAAAUUGCCGAAUUUAAAGAGGCUUUUUCUCUUCUCGACCGUGAUCAUAACGAUACGAUUACCACUAAAGAGUUAGGUACCGUUAUGCGUUCUCUUGGUCAAAAUCCUACAGAAGAAGAACUUCAAGAGAUAAUCCACGAAGUUGAUCCCAGCGGUAAAGGAACCAUAGACUUCCCUAGAUUUUUAAUUUCUAUGGCAAAAAAGAUGAAUGAAGGAGAUUCCGACCAAGAUGUUAUUGAAGCUUUUAAAGUUUUUGAUAAAAACAUGACUGGUUAUAUUGGUGCUGAAGAACUUCGUCAUAUAUUGAUCUCUUUAGGUGAAAAACUUUCUGAUGAGGAAGCAGAUGCCUUAAUAAGAGAAGCUGAUACUAAGGGAGAUGGCAACAUAUAUUAUGUUGACUUUGUCAAGAGAAUGAGCGCUAAAUAAAUCCUUUAACUGCAAUA